This is a messenger RNA of Thecamonas trahens ATCC 50062, 213 nucleotides long. RefSeq lists its product as uncharacterized. Bases 1 to 213 code for a protein of 70 amino acids. The transcript is spliced from 2 exons. The record is from RefSeq and is a predicted model, not a curated record. Lineage: Eukaryota; Apusomonadida; Apusomonadidae.
AUGGGCGCACAACUCUCGCGCACAACAUGGGUCGGCGCUGCCUUUGAACACCGCAUGCAGGCAGGCGUCGGUGUCUCGCUCGUUGCCCUCUUUGCUGCCAUCCCGCUCGGGCUGCAGCUGGCCAAGUCGAACAAGAGGUCCAUCGCCGGGUCGGCCGUUCCGCAGGCCACCAUCAACGCCCCGGCGGCAGGUCCGUGGACAACCGGCGGCUGA